AUGUUGAAAGAUUCAAAAUUUUCAUCACAUCUUCUUCAUUUAUCACAAUUACAAAUUAUUAAUCAUAAAACUUUGGAUGAAUAUCGAGAUCGUUUAAAAACUUAUGAAGAUUAUCUUUGGUUCGGUAAACCUGAUCAAAUAUCCGCUAUUGAGUGUUCACGUCGUGGUUGGGCAUGUCAAUCAAAUGAUUUGAUUGAAUGUGUUAAUUGUCAUGCACAAAUUUUAGCUCAAUUACCUAGUGUUCUUAAAAAAGACGCAUAUAUGGAAUGUAUAGAAAAUAUUUCUCAAUCAUUAGUUAAUUCUCAUCAUCGUUAUUGUGUAUGGAAAUUUAUGAUUAUACCUGAAUCAAUUGUACAAUUAACAGAUAUUUAUUCAAAUGAAACAGUUAAUAGAUUAUUAAAAGAAGCAGAAGAAUUUUUAUCACAUAUAAAUCAAAUUGAUAUUGUUGGUCAAUUACAGACAAUGUUUCAAAUUGAAGCAACAGAUUUUGAUCUUUUAUCAAGUUCAUAUUUAAAUGAUUCACGUUUAUUAUCUGCUUUUAAAAUUCGUGUUUUCUGUUGGAAAUUUAAUAAGGCAUUAGUUAUUUGUGAUAAAUGUUGUCGAGAAAUUCAUAUUAAUAUGAAUCAUCUUAUAUUUGAUCCAAUUCUAUCGCAUCGUGCUUGGUGUCCAGUUUUAAAAAAUAAUCAAUGGAAAAAACGAAUUGAACAAAUUGAAAAUAUUCUUUAUAAAAAAUCACGAAAUAAAAUUAGCGAAAUAAAAACAAAUAAUGAUCAAACAGAAAAUAUUCUUCCUGAUAUAAUAUCAACACAAAAUCUUUUUCAUGAAUUAAUAUCAAAAAAAUUAAUGUCGACUGAUGAUAAACGAUAUUUUCAACGUACAUUACAUUAUUUUCCAAGUAUUGAAAAUGAUGCAUCACGUAUUACAUGGGCGCAUGCUGUUAAUAGUCGAGAAAAACUUGAAGAAGCACUUAAAAGUUCAUUAAUGUUUAUUGAAGCUGAUAUUCUAAUAGGUUCAUCUUCGAGUAAUCCUAUCAUGGCUCAUCCACCACAUAAAACAAGUGAUUUAACAUUUUCUGAUUUUCUCAACGGUGUUAAAUCAACAAGUAAAGGUUUGAAACUUGAUUUUAAAGAUAUCAAUGCAUUACAACCAUGUCUCAAUGAAUUAGAAGUACAAAAAGAUAAUAUUAAUGGCCCUAUUAUUCUCAAUGCUGAUAUUGUUCGUGCAAAUCCACAAUGUGCACAACCUAUUGAUGCUCAACGUUUCUUAAGUGAAAGUCUGACGUUUGCUUUUCGUGUAAUACCACAAUUAAUGAUAUCAUUUUCACUUGGUUGGACAACAAUUUAUGAUAAAACAACAAAUUCAUAUACAUGGUCAAGUGUAAUUAAUAUGUAUCGAACAAUAACAAAAAAUGAUAAUUAUUCUUUAUUUAAUUUUGAAAUAACAUUUCCUGUUCGUCUUUCAUUAGCACUUAAAUCAUUUGAUCAACUUCAUUGGCUUGCACAAGUUACUAAAUCAGGUUUAACAUUUUGGUCACCGAUUAAUGAAGUUGAAAAUACGAAAGAAAAUUUCAAUCGUUUACUUCAAUUUCGAACAUAUUUUAAUCGUUCAUUAAUUUAUUAUGAUUUACCACCACCAUUUGAUAGUUUAAUAAAUGAAAAUUUUUAUACUCAAAAUGAAAGAGAAAGUGGAAAAGAUAUAUUUCCAUCAAUGAAAGAUAAUUGGCAUACAACAACAGGUCAAGAAGAUAAUGUUUUAGUAUCAGAUUUUAAUGCCGUUCUAUUAAAAUCUAAUGUUUUUCUACGUACAAAACAAACAUUUGAUUCAACAGUUGCUUGUACAUGGUCAGGCACAAUUGAUUUUCUUACGGAUGCAUCAUCACAAACACAAGCUGUUCUAUGUUAUUUAGCUGAAACUGAACAUACAUCAAAAGCAGGAAUGACGAUAACAAUUUCAAAAACAGGUUCUAUUGAAGUUCUUUAUGAAAAUUCUCAAGGUUCAUCACAAGUUGAUGAAAAUUUUGUUUUUCCAAGUUAUGCAUAUGCAUUUCGAAUUCGAGAUUCAAUAUCAACAAUUCAUAUUGAAAUAUUAUCACUUGAUAUUGAAAAUGUUUCAUUAACAUCAUCAACAUUAACAUCUGUUCCAACUUCUGUUCAAUUAACUGUUUUUCUUAAUACAAAUCAUCGUCGUAUAACGUCAUCAGAUGAAAAUAAACAUUUUCAUGCUGCUGUCGUGGGACAAAAUAUCGAACAAAUAACAUCCACUGAUAAUAAUCCAACUGGUGGAAUUGUAUUUUCUCGUUUACGUCUUACACAAGAAUCAUUGUGUACUAAUUAA
Rotaria sp. Silwood2 is the source of this 2334-nucleotide messenger RNA. The record is from the annotation of a GenBank genome assembly. NCBI's taxonomy places the organism in Eukaryota, Metazoa, Rotifera, Eurotatoria, Philodinida, Philodinidae.